CGCUCCUGCCCCUCCCAGCGCGUUCCAAUUCCUUCCUGACACGCCGCCGCUGCCACCUUCGCAAUCAUUCUCUCAGCCCCUGCCUGGCAGCUCCGGUCCGCAGGGACCCACGUGCGCACAACCCUUCCCUCCCUCGAGUGCCUCGCUCACUGCUCCCUCGCAUGCAGGCUCGUACCAUGAGAGCCCGAUGUCCCCUGCGCCUCAGCACCCCCCUGUACAGCCCGCCUCCGCCUGCUUCCCACAGCUGGCGUCACCCACUCCACCUGCCCUGCAACAAGCACCACUCUCAGCAGCACCACACCCAGCUGCACCACUCCCAACAGCACUCCCAGCAGCGGUAGCAACAGCAACAGCAACGGCAGCGGCAGUGGCGUACCGGGGAGUGCGGCAGCGCAAGUGGGGCAAGUGGGUGUCGGAGAUCCGGGAGCCGCGCAAGCGCACACGCAUCUGGCUGGGCUCGUACGACUCGCCUGAGGACGCCGCCCGCGCCUAUGACCUCGCCGCCCGCAUGCUGCGCGGCCACAAGGCCCAGCUCAACUUCCCUCAUGACCACCCCCUUCCUGGGAGCGCACAUGUUACAGAAGGAGUGGGGAAGAAAGGGGGUAGUGAUGUGGGAGGGGGGGCGGCGGGUGGAGUGUGCGUGGUGCGGGUGCAGCUGCCGGCAUCUGCUGCGGAGGCGCUGCUGAGAGCGUCUAAAGAGGCCGUGGUGGCCUUGGGAUUGUCGCCUGAUGAAGUGGUGGGGCCCGGCACACUGCUGCCCUGGGGGAGGAAAGGGCCGUGCGUGGGGCGAUUGGGGGGGGCGAUGGGAGUGGUGGGGGUGGGGGGAGUGGGUGGAGUGGAGAGGGGUGAGGGGGCUUCCGUGGGAGAUGGAAGUGUGGCGGAUGGGAUGGGGAGAACCGACGGCGGGUUGGGACGGAGCGAGGAAUUAGCUAGCGCGGACGAGGCGCAACUGCAUGCGGAGGUCACGGGGCACACGGAUUUCGCCGAAUCCACCGAGCCAGUGCUUCGCCUGGUGUGCGACGAGUGCAGCAAGCCAUGUCGCUCAGCCACCGAGCGCGAUCUACACACGAAGCGCACGGGCCACACGGCUUUCUCCGACGAGACGGCUGCAUCCGCCAAGCCUCUCAACCUCGAUGCUGCGUCGGGGGGCGGCGAGGGAGGGGGAGCGAAGGCGGGCGGAAGUGGGGAGGGGCGCGGCGGGGAGUGCGCGGAGGAGAUGGUGGCGCCGUGGGUGAACCCGGAGCUGUUGUCGGACCUAGAGGCCAUGGGGUUCUCCCACAACCGAUGCGUGCGCGCCCUGCACUCCUCCGGAGGCGAGUCGAUUGAGAAUGCCGUGGCGUGGAUAGCGGACCAUGAGAACGACCCUGACAUCGAUACACUCCCACUCGUGCCAGCAGCGCAGAGCAAGCCGAAGAAGCAGCUGACGCCAGAAGAGGCAAAGCGACUGGCAGACGAGCUCAGGGAGAAAGCUAGGAAGAAGCGUGAAGAGGAGGAGAAGCAGAGGGAGAAGGAAAGGGAGAGAGAGCGCAUAAGAGCAGGCAAGGAGCUGCUGAUCGCCAAGCAGAAGGAGGAGGUGGAGGAGCGCAAGAGGCUUAUUGAGUUUCGAAGGCGAGAGAAGGAGGAGGAGAAGCGGGCGAGAGAGAGGAUUCGACAAAGACUGGAAGAGGACCGGCAAGAGCGACGCAGGAAACUGGGCCUGCCACCAGAGGAGCCCAAGCCCCCCGCUGCCGCUGCUGCUGCCGCCACUGCUGAGAGCAGUGGGGCCAAGGCGGCAGCUGAGCAGGAGAAGGCGCAUCUGCCUGUGAAGCCAGCAUCGCUGGCGGAGAAGAUGAGGAGUGCGCUUCGUGCUCUCAAGCAGGCGCACAAGGAGCAAGAGGCCAAGGUGAAGGUGGCGUUUGAGACGAUGCUCAAGUACAUCACCAACGUCGCUCAGCGGCCCACCGAGGAGAAGUUCCGCCGCAUUCGCCUCGCCAAUGCCGCCUUCCAGGAUCGUGUUGCGGUGUUCCCUGAAGCCUUUGAAUUUCUACAGCUAUGUGGCUUUGAGAAGGACGCACAGGGGGAGCACCUGGUGAUGCCAGCAGAGAAGGCAAUUCCAGAAGUACUGAAUGUAGCGGGGGCAGAGCUGCACUCGGCCAUUUCCAAUCCAUUCUUUGGCGUGCUCUAG
Closterium sp. Naga37s-1 is the source of this 2164-nucleotide messenger RNA. Lineage: Eukaryota; Viridiplantae; Streptophyta; Zygnematophyceae; Desmidiales; Closteriaceae. The record is from the annotation of a GenBank genome assembly.